This is a messenger RNA of Prunus avium (sweet cherry), 1397 nucleotides long. RefSeq names its product ovate family protein 8 (gene OFP8). The record is from RefSeq and is a predicted model, not a curated record. Lineage: Eukaryota; Viridiplantae; Streptophyta; Magnoliopsida; Rosales; Rosaceae. Gene Ontology annotation, biological process: negative regulation of DNA-templated transcription.
UUAGUUGGGGGCUAAAGUUGGUUCAUUAUGUCACAACCUAGGGAAACCCCCAAAAACAAAAUUAAGAAAAAGGAAUGUAGCUACAAGGUCAACAACAAACAGUGCAUAAUCAAUCCAAUAUUUUCUCGUUCAGGACAAAGAAGAAGACAAAAACAGCAAAAAGUUUCCUCAGACUGCAUUUAAAAUACCAUUCAAAACACUCCCACUUUAGGUUUCUCAUGCAUUUAUACCCCUUUCAUCCACACACAUCCAUCUCUCUCUCUCUCUCUCUCAAACUCUGUUCUCCAUAGCUCUCUCCAAUGGAAAACCGAUUCAAGCUCAAGCUUUCUAACAUGUUCCGCUCCUCAUUUGGCUCCUGCCGAUCCCGAAACUUAUCGGAUGUGAUCGAAAAAGCAGUGUUCUUGCCCGAAAACCAGCAAGACUUGCCCACCAUUGAGCCUCCUAAGCAGGUGGCCCGACCUUUCCCCACCAUUUGCAGACCCAAAUGCUCAGACCCCAACCAACCCAUCAUCAACAAUCACUGUGUCAUCUCUACCAAAGAUGUCAUGCUUCCAAGACGCAAAAUUUUUGAACGUUGUUCCCCUUUUGUUAAGCCCUUUAACCCUGAUGGCCUAACAUGCCCUCCAGCCUCACCUUUCGCAGCUUUAAACCCUUUCUACGACCUCCAUGAUAAGAGCUUCAGACAGAGAAAAAACAGAGAUAAGAUAAAGAAGAGGAACAAGAAGAAGAAGACGAGCAAUGCUAAGAAGAACAAGCCGAGCAGCGAGUUUUUCCCAUUUAGCUCUUCUUCUUUUGAUAGUAAUAACUACAAAGGGUGGUGGUCGAGCAGCGAGGACGAUGAGAGAGAGGACGAGACAGAUACUCUGUUUUCUUCAAAGAGCCACUCUUCUGAUUCAUCUGGGUCUCGAUUACGACGUCGUCCUCCACGAAACGGACACAGUACUAGCCGGAGAAGAGCGAGCUCUGAAGUGGGUCUGCUUCCAAUGCAAGGAAAAGUGAAGGAUAGCUUUGCAGUGGUGAAGAAGUCGAGCGAUCCGUACAAUGACUUCAGGACAUCAAUGGUAGAAAUGAUCGUUGAGAAGCAGAUAUUUUCAGCCAAGGAUCUCGAGCAGCUUUUGCAGUGUUUUCUGUCACUGAAUUCGCCUCUUCAUCAUAGAGUUAUUCUUGAGGUUUUCACUGAGAUUUGGGAAGCUCUGUUCUCUAACUGGGGAUCUUGAAGAAAACCCUCUCUGUUUUCUCUGUUCUCUCUGUUUCCUCUGUAAUCUGUGUUUUUCUAAGGAAGAAAUAGUUAGAAUUCUAACUUCUAGUUACCUUUCUCUGUAUUUGAUUUUUUUUGUUUUUGUUUUUCAUUCUUAGAAACUGUGAAUCUGUUUGUUUUAGAGUUGAAUGGACUAAAA